CCUGAACUUAAUGCCAGUCGUAUUUAUAAUAUGGAUGAAAGUAACAUAUCAACUAUUUUUACUAAACUUCCAAAAAUAGUGUCACCUAAAUGUAACUUAGAAUCAAAAGUAGUGUCUCUAAAUCGUAUACAGUCACUAACUGUAGUUUGUUGUCUGAGUGCCGCUGGCUACUACGUUCCACCUGCUCUAAUUUUUCCUCGAAAAAAAUAUAAGCCAGAAUUUUGUAAGAGAGCGCCACAGAAUACUUUAAGUAUGGCAUCUGAUUGUGGAUCUAUGAAUUCAGAACUAUUCGUAUCCUGGUUAAAACACUUUACAAAAUAUGUGACGGCAUCUCAAGAUAGACCGGUAUUACUCAUAUUGGACAAUCAUAUAUCACACUGCAGUUUGCCAGCAAUUAAUUAUUGUCAAGAGAAUGGCAUCAUUUUGUUAUCUUUACCUCCAUACGCUAGUUAUAAAUUACAACCACUUGAAAUAGCUUGUUUUGGAUCAUUAAAAAAGUUCAUGGCAGAAGAAUGUAAUCGAUUGAUAUCACAGCACCCCGAUCGGUCGAUAACAAUUUGUCAAAUAGGAGAAAUUUUUCGUACAGCUUAUCACAAGACUGUUUCUAUUGACAAAGCAAUUAACGCGUUUAGAGAUACAGGAAUUUUCCCCCAGAAUCCCUCUGUUUUUCGAGAAGACUUCACAUCAGUCUCAUUUACGAACAGACAAUCAGUCGAGCAUCUUGAAGAUGAUGAGUUGUGCCAUGCUGCAAACUGUGAGCCUCCAGUAGAGUGCUUGGAAACCACCUUCCACAGUUCGUGUAAUGGAGUUUCUUCGUCUCCAAACCAGACUGAGAUAAAUUCUUGUGAGGAUAUUGAAAUUAAAACAGAUGUAUAUGCUGAUGAGACGAUGAUAGAUGACAGCAGAGUACAGGGAUUCGAGAGAGAAUUGGAAGCAGAUAAGAUCCUUGGCUCAGCGAACGACAAUGGAAAACUGAUGUACUUGAUACAAUGGAAAGGAACAGAUGCAGUUGACAUGGUGUCUGCCAGUGAAGCCAAUGUCAAGUGUCCUCAAAUUGUUAUCCGAUUUUAUGAAGACAGAAUAACUUGGAAAAGGACAAAAAAUAAAACCGUAGUAGAUGAGUUUUCUUGAAAGAAUCAGGUUCUGCAUUUUUUUACCUUUGUUGUGAUUUACCUUUGUUGUGAGUGCGGUUAAAGUCUCAUUACAAAUGCCUUAAAGCAUUUCAUUGAAAAUAUAAUUUUACUAAUUAGCUAAUAAAAUAAUGUUUCAUUUAUAGUAUCACAUUAACCGUGCUCUGUAUAAAAAAUAUUUUCGACGUGACUGUUUUAUUUCAUUUUAAACACAAUAUAUGUUUCUU
Atta colombica is the source of this 1357-nucleotide messenger RNA. RefSeq lists its product as uncharacterized. Gene Ontology annotation, molecular function: DNA binding. The record is from RefSeq and is a predicted model, not a curated record. The transcript is spliced from 4 exons. Gene Ontology annotation, cellular component: nucleus. Bases 31 to 1131 code for a protein of 366 amino acids. NCBI's taxonomy places the organism in Eukaryota, Metazoa, Arthropoda, Insecta, Hymenoptera, Formicidae.